AGCUCACGAGGUUAAUUCCUUUCCCAGGAGCUUGUAGAGUGGGUGAAUGCCUGGCUCGGAUGGACCGGUGAAAUUAGUCAAAUUCACCUAAACCAACCUUCUCUUCAUUCCGCGAGCAAGGUCAUAAAAUGCCGGCAUAUUUCCAACGACCGGAGAAUGCUCUCAAACGAGCAAAUGAGUUCUUGGAGGUUGGCAAAAAGCAGCCAGCUUUGGAUGUCUUGUACGAUGUCAUCAAGAGCAAAAAGCAUCGAACAUGGCAGAAGAUCCACGAGCCCAUCAUGGUCAAGUACCUGGAGCUCUGUGUUGACCUGCGCAAGAGCCACCUGGCAAAGGAGGGUCUCUACCAGUACAAGAACAUCUGCCAGCAGGUGAACAUCAAAUCCCUCGAGGAUGUGGUUCGAGCCUACCUGAAGUUGGCCGAGGAGAAGACCGAGACCGCCAAGGGGGAGUCACAGCAGAUGGUCCUGGACAUUGAGGACCUUGACAACAUCCAGACUCCUGAGAGUGUACUUCUGAGUGCUGUGAGUGGUGAAGACACCCAGGAUCGUACAGACCGUCUGCUGCUCACUCCUUGGGUGAAAUUUCUGUGGGAAUCCUACCGCCAAUGCCUGGACUUGCUGCGUAACAACUCCAAGGUGGAGCGCCUAUACCAUGACAUUGCCCAACAAGCUUUCAAGUUCUGCCUUCAGUACACCCGUAAGGCAGAGUUCCGGAAGCUGUGCGACAAUCUACGCAUGCAUCUGGGUCAGAUCCAGCGCCACCACAACCAGAGUACGGCCAUCAACCUGAACAACCCUGAGAGCCAGUCUAUGCAUCUGGAGACACGCCUGGUGCAGCUGGACAGUGCCAUCGCCAUGGAGCUCUGGCAGGAAGCUUUCAAGGCUGUGGAAGACAUCCAUGGUCUCUUUGCCCUUUCCAAGAAGCCCCCCAAGCCUCAACUUAUGGCCAACUACUACAACAAGGUGUCCACUGUGUUUUGGAAGUCUGGGAACGCCCUGUUCCACGCCUGCACCCUCCACCGCCUCUACCACCUCUCCAGGGAGAUGCGCAAGAACCUCACCCAGGAGGAGAUGCAGAGGAUGUCCACAAGGGUCCUCCUUGCCACCCUGUCCAUUCCAAUCACCCCGGAGCGCACGGACAUCGCCCGCCUGUUGGACAUGGAUGGCAUCAUCGUGGAGAAACACCGAAGGCUGGCCACACUACUGGGCCUGCAGUCCCCACCGACCCGCCAGAGCCUCAUCAAUGACAUGGUGAGGUUCAAUUUGCUGCAGUACAUUGUACCUGAGGUGAAGGAGCUGUACAAUUGGCUGGAGAUGGACUUCCACCCACUGAAGCUGAGUGGAAGAGUAGCAAAGGUGUUGAACUGGGUGAGAGACCAGUCGGAGAAAGAGGCGGACCUCCAGCAGUACGUUCCCCACCUGCAGAGUAACACCAUCCUCCGGCUGCUGCAGCAGGUGGCGCAAAUUUAUCAGAGCAUUGAGUUCAGCCGUCUGGCCUCCCUGGUUCCAUUUGUGGAUGCCUUCCAGUUGGAGCGCUCCAUUGUGGAUGCUGCCCGACACUGCGAUCUGCAGGUUCGAAUUGACCACACCACUCGAAACCUGAGCUUUGGUUCAGACCUGAACUACUCAACCAAAGAGGACUCUCCUGUGGGGCCGUUCCUGCAGAACAUGCCCUCGGCGCAGAUCCGGAACCAGCUGACAGCCAUGUCGUCCUCCUUGGCCAAGGCGAUCCAGGUCAUAAAGCCUGCAUCCAUGCUGCAAGAGCGUGAGGAGCAAAGCCAUCUGGCCAUCACUGCCUACCUGAAGAAUGGCCGCAAGGAGCACCAGCGCAUCCUGGCCCGCCGGCAGACCAUCGAGGAGCGCAAGGAGCGCCUAGAGAACCUCAACAUCCAGCGGGAGAAGGAGGAGCUGGAACAACGCGAAGCGGAGCUGCAGAAGGUGCGCAAAGCGGAAGAGGAGCGCCUGCGCCAGGAGGCCAAGGAACGCGAGAAGGAGCGCAUCAUGCAGGAGCACGAGCAGAUCAAGAAGAAGACGGUGCGCGAGCGGCUGGAGCAGAUCAAGAAGACAGAGCUGGGAGCCAAGGCAUUCAAAUACUUCGAUAUAGAGAACCUUGAGGACCUGGACCCUGACUUCAUCAUGUCCAAGCAGGUAGAGCAGCUGGAGAAGGAGAAGCGAGAACUUCAAGACCGCCUGAAGAACCAGGAGAAAAAGAUUGACUACUUUGAGCGUGCCAAACGUCUGGAGGAGAUCCCGUUGAUCAAGAAGGCCUAUGAGGAGCAGCGUGUCAAAGACAUGGAGUUAUGGGAGCUCCAAGAGGAGGAGAGGAUCAGCAACAUGAAGGUGGAGCGUGAGAAGGCCUUGGAGCACAAACAGAGGAUGUCCAGAAUGAUGCAGGACAAGGAGAACUUUGUGGGCAAAAUAACCGACGCUCGCAGCUUCAUCUACGAGGAAAAACUGAAACAGUUCCAGGAGCGCCUGGUGGAGGAGAGGACGAAGCGUCGAGAGGAGAGGAAGAUCCACCGCAAGGAGGACCGUCGCAACACCUUCUACCGCAAUAAGGAGGAGGAGGCCCAGCGCAUCCACGAGGAGCAGCUCAAGAAAGAGCGCGAGGAGCGUGAGCGCAUCGAGCAGGAGGCGCGCGAGGCAGAGGAGGCGGUGUACCAGGAGCGCCUUGCCAAACUGGAGGAGCAGGAGAGGAAGCAGCGCGCCCGGCAGCAGGAGAUUGAGGAGCGCGAGCGACGCAGGGAGGAGGAGAUGAGGGCCCCUGCUAGGUCCGAGGAGAAACCCAGAGGAGAAGCCAAGGACUGGGGCGCUGAGAAGGAGGAGGGAGGAGGAGGAUGGAGGAGGCGCACAGAGGUUGAAUCAGAGAGGCGUCGCCCCGUGCCUGAUAAUGUCACCGUACAGGCUAAGGACUGGAGAGCCGAGGGCCGCGAGGAUGUCGGUGAGGACAGAGACCGAGAGCCACCCUUCAGGAGAGGAGGAGACGGCCCUCGCCGUGGCGGAGACGAUGACCGUGGACCCCCACGCAGGGGCUUCGGGGAUGACGACCGCCCCCUGCGCAGAGGCAUGGAUGAGGACCGUCCACCAAGGAGAACCUUUGGGGAUGAUGACCGUGGUCCCAGAAGGGGAGGGGACGAGGACCGCGGUCCCCGCAGAGGCUUCGAUGAUGGCCCCCGCAGAGGCAUGGAUGAGUCCAGGGGCCCCAGACGCGGGGCUGAUGAUGACACCUGGGGCCCCAGGAGAGGAGGAGAUGACGAGAGGGGAGGGCCCCGUGACGACAAGCCAUGGAAGCCUGCUGUCCGGCCCGUUGCUCUGGUGUCUGCUUCAGGUGGUGGCUGGCGUGAGAGGGAAAAGGCCCGCGAGGAGAGCUGGGGUCCACCCCGCGAAGGUGGUGGCCGAAAGGAGGACGAAGAGGGCGAGAGGGAGGAGAGAGAGGAAAAACAGGAGAGCGACCGCUUCCCAGAGCGCCGCCCACCCAGGUCAGACACACAGGAGGAGGGUAGUGGAGGUGGUGGUGCCUGGAGAAGGCCAGGUGCUGAUGAGGCGCCAAAGAAAAGCUGGAGAGACUCUGUUCGUCAGGAAGAGCCUGCCCGCGAGGACCGCCCUCCUAUCCGUCGAGAGCGACCUGAUCGCAGAGAUGACCGUGACCGCCCCCCACCCAGCAGAGAGCCUGAAGAAGGAGGCAGCUCCUGGCGCCGUGCAGGUGACGACAAGCGUGAGGAGCGUAAAGAGGAACGUCCGAUUCCUCCCAGACCCAGAGAGGGCGAGCGUGAAGAGGACGGAGAGAAGAGCUCCUGGCGCUCCGAGAAAGACAAAGAGAACGCUGGUCGCCCUAAGAAGACCACCGACGAGACCGACGAUGACGGCUGGACCACUGUGGCCCGCCGCUGAGUCCACCCUCUCUCAAAGCAUCUGCUUCAAAAUGGCCCCGCAAUGGCUAAUGUACCCCUUAUUGUCGCCUGCCUCCUAGUGGUUUAACCUUUUCAUAAGCUGAUGAAAAUGUUGGCAUAGCAAAGCUGUUUUAUUGUUAAAUCAAAUGUCAUCUCAUCAACAACUAUCUCUAUUGCCAUUGAAUAUGUAUUUUGUUAAAGUUGCUUCUUAACCUAAAAAGUAGUUGAUUCCCAUUUUGAUGUGCAUUUUUAAGAGUAUCUACACUGAGCGAAAAUAUAAACGCAACAUGUAAAGUGUUGGUCCCAUGUUUCAUGAGCUGAAAUUAAAAAUCCCACGCAUUUUCCAUAUACACAAAAGGCACCUUGUCCUCGGGACAAAAUGCCACUUUUAAAAUGUGCACACAACACAAUGCCACCGAUAUCUCAAGUUUUGAAGGAGCGUGCAAUUGGCGUGCUGACUGCAGGAAUGUCCAACAGAGCUGUUGCCAGAGAAUUUAAUGUUAAUUUCUCUACCGUAAGCUGCAUCCAACGUCGUUUUAGAGAAUUUGGCAGUACGUCCAACCAGCCCCACAACCACAGACUGCGUGUAACCAUGCCAGCCUAGGACCUCCACAUCCGGCUUCUUCACCUGCGGGAUCGUCUGAGGAGGAGGAACUAACUCUUGAUCGGCUGGGCCUGGCUCCCCUGUGGGCGGGCCUAUGCCUUCCCAGGCCCACCCAUGUCUGCUCCCCUGCCCAUGCAUGUGAAAUCCAUAGAUUAGGGCCUAAUGAAUUUAUUUAAAUUGACUGAUUUCCUUAUAUGAACUGUAACUCAGUUAAAAUCUUUGAAAUUGUUGAUGUUGCGUUUAUAUUUUUGUUCAGUUUUUGUUUGUCUAUUCUGGAUCCGUAGAUAAACCAUUUGUCUGUGAUAAAUGGGGGCUGAACUAGAGCGGUGUUUGUGAGACGAGGGCCGGGGCCAGGUCUUUAAUACAAAAACUUCUGUAGAGUCAGAAUGGUUCAAGCUACAAACUAUUAAAAGCAAUCUAUGAAAAGCUGAGACUUUCACAAACUUGCACGUGACAUGUUUUGAUCUAUGAUGCUCACAAGAGUCGUUAGAAGGUAAGGCUCUUCUACAUAGAUCAUAGGAAAUCCCAGGACAUAGUGUCUAUAAUACUGUAAUAAGCUCACAUAGUUAUUUUUUUUAAAUGUUUAACCUUUAUUUAACUAGGCAAGUCAGUUAAGAACAAAUUGUUUACAAUGAUGGCCUACCAAAAGGCCUCAAGUGGGGAUGGGGGCUUGGAUUAACAAAUAUAAAUAUAGGACAAAACACAUGACAAGAGAGACACCACAACACUCAUUAAAGAGGGACCUAUGACAACAACAUGGUAGCAACACAACAUGGCAGCAGCACAAAACAUGGUACAAACAUUAUUGGGCACAAACAACAGCACAGAGGGCAAGAAGGUAGACAACAAUACAUCACACGAAGCAGCCACAACUGUCAGUAAGAGUGUCCAUGAUUGAGUUUUUGCAUGAAGAGAUGGAGAUAAAACUGUCCAGUUUAGUUGCUGUCACAAACCACACAGUUGUCACUGACUAGUUAGAUAUUAAUUUCCCAGUGAGCAAAUCAUUUCUGUACUUAACAGCAUUCAUAUGGCUUCAUUUUUAUCAGGCUUUUGCUUUGGCAGACCUUGUUUUUUUAAUUGCCAUUUGUCAAUAAAAGUCAUGAAUGCAACUAUCAAAUUGUUUUGUGUUCUACUUGUAGCCCUGGUUGUCCUGAAAAUAUAAUGAUAAAACAAUUCACUGUGGGGCAAUUCAUGCCCAGGCAUGUGAAAUUCAUAGAUUAGGGCCUAAUGAAUUUAUUUCAAUUGACUGAUUUCCUUAUAUGAACUGUAACUCAGUAAAAUCUUUGAAAUUGUU
Oncorhynchus nerka (sockeye salmon) is the source of this 5787-nucleotide messenger RNA. RefSeq names its product eukaryotic translation initiation factor 3 subunit A-like. The coding region runs from base 129 to 3890 and encodes 1253 amino acids. Gene Ontology annotation, biological process: formation of cytoplasmic translation initiation complex; translation reinitiation. Gene Ontology annotation, cellular component: eukaryotic translation initiation factor 3 complex, eIF3m; eukaryotic translation initiation factor 3 complex, eIF3e; multi-eIF complex. The record is from RefSeq and is a predicted model, not a curated record. The transcript has 23 exons. NCBI's taxonomy places the organism in Eukaryota, Metazoa, Chordata, Actinopteri, Salmoniformes, Salmonidae. Gene Ontology annotation, molecular function: translation initiation factor activity; mRNA binding.